This is a messenger RNA of Raphanus sativus (radish), 2228 nucleotides long. Its product is annotated as PWWP domain-containing protein 2. The transcript is spliced from 2 exons. The record is from RefSeq and is a predicted model, not a curated record. Bases 147 to 2063 code for a protein of 638 amino acids. Lineage: Eukaryota; Viridiplantae; Streptophyta; Magnoliopsida; Brassicales; Brassicaceae.
UAAGAAGUUACCAGAAAAAAAGACACAGAAACGAGAAACCCGUUUCUUUCUGGUUCAGUUUGACGUCUUCAUCUACUUGAAAGAAACCACCUCCCGCCGCCGGAAAACCGCAGUCUCACCACCACCACCGCCGUAGGGUUUUAGUCAUGUCGACGGAACAAGAACGUCUAGGGUCCGACGCUGCUGAUGAAAGUAAGGCGUCGAGGGUUGAUAUCCGAAUGUCUGAACUCCCAGCUGAUGUUCAAGAUCAGGAGCUAGAUGGAGAUAACAAGCAAGAAGGCUGCGUCGUCGUUGAACCAGGAGCUUCUUCAGCUGGUGAUGAUCUUGGAAUGACCAAGGAGAAAGAAUCUGUAAAUGGAAGUUCAGAUCUGGUCUUAGGAACAACCACUAAGGAAAGUGAGAAGAAGGAAGUCUCAGUUAAUGUUGAAAAAGAAGAACCUGACAUAAAGCAAGGAACAGAAGCUGAGAGCUUGGAUGAUAUUGAGUGUUUUAUGGGUUUAGAUCCAUACGAAAGCAAGGAUGAGAGUGCUUUGGAUACUGAUGACAAUACUCCUGUGACUUUGAAAGUGAAGCUCUCUGACUCAGAUUUAGUCUGGGCUAAAGUGAGGAGCCAUCCGUGGUGGCCUGGACAGGUCUUUGACGCCUCUGCUGCGACAGACAAGGCGAAGAAGCAUUUCAAGAAAGGAAGCUUUUUAGUUACAUACUUCGGAGACUGCUCCUUCGCUUGGAACGACGCGUCAAAGGUAAAGCCUUUCCGACAUCAUUUCUCUCAAAUGGCGAAGCAGAGUAGCCUGCCUAGUUUUGUCGAUGCCGUUGAUUUCGCUUUGGAAGAGGUGUCGAGAAGGAUAGAGUUCGGUUUAGCUUGUUCUUGUAUCUCGGAGGAAGUCUAUCAGAGGAUCAAGACUCAGAAGAUAAUCAAUCCUGGAAUCAGAGAAGAUUAUAGCAUAGUACAAGGGGGAGACAAGGUCUCAAGUGCGGAACUCUUUGAACCUGCAGAACUUGUGGAGUAUGUGAAGCGUUUAGCAUGCUCUCCAAGCUAUGAUCCUUCUUCUGAUGAGCUGCAGUUUGUAAGUCAGAGAGCUAGGUUAUUGGCUUUUAAUCGCUGGAAAGGCUAUACCGACCUCCCUGAGUUUGAGACACUUCAAGGAUCAGUGGAGUCUGCACCCAAGAUAUCUCCUGAAGAUACUGAAGUGAAAGAGUCUGCUCCUGAACCGAAAAAGAAAAAGAGUAAACAAGUGAAAGAGUCUUCUCCUGAACCGAAAAAGAGUAAACAAGUUUAUACUAAAAGGAGAAAGACAGAAGACAAAGAUCAGUGUAAACUUGAUGGAGUGUUUGAGUAUGAGGACACUACUACUACUGUUGUGAAGAAAAAGGAGAAAACUUUGGCAGAGUUCAUUGCUGAGAAACGCUUAAGCAAAAGUCAUGGUAAGAGAUCAGAUGAAAAUGCGGUUAGGAAGCAGGAUGGUGAAAAGAAACGCAAGGUUGUGCAUUCAGAACCUGCCAAGUCUUCUUCUGCCAAAAGGAUGAAGACAGAAGAUUCAGGAUCGCCAAUGUCUCCUCCCAAGAAUGAUCAGAAGAUUACACCAAUGAAGGCUAAAACAAGUUUUGGAAUUGGGGAGAGCAUAUUGAGAGUAGCAAACCAAAUGCAUUGUUCAACACCUACUGGACUUGUGCCUUGCAGUAAGAACAAUAGCAGCGGAAAAAGUAAACCUAAAAGAGAGCCAUCUCUUAGUGAAACACUUUCAAGCCGUCACUCUGCUUCUACUACCAAGGCCUCAAGUGGGAAACCCAAUCUCAUCAGCAUAGACAAGCUACAAUCAGGACAAGUUUCACAUGUCGGAAAGGAAACACCUAAUAGUGAACUUGUAGAAGAGUCGAUGUCGGAGGUCAAGAACUUGAAAGGCUCCUCUGAUGAAAAGAUGGUAAAUGAAGAAGCUGCAAGCAUUGUGGGUGAGAUGACUAGUGAGGAUAGCAAACAAACUGAAGAGAAGAUCACUGGCUCGGACUUGAAAGUGAAAGAGCAGCAUGUCAACAAGAACUGCCCUGAAGAAUCUUCUGCGUAGUAGGGAGGCUGACCUUUACCGCCUAAUGCACUAAUCAGAACAAGACUUCGGUUAUAGACUCUUUGUAGACAACUUUUGUUUUCUUUCCAAGUUUUAGGUUUGUAUCUGAUUAUAUUUGAGCAGACCAAUACCUUAAAAGUAUGAAAAAAGUUACAACCUUAUUUA